GCGGGAGACCUGAGCGACAGCGCGGGCGUGAGAAUGUCUCUGUACCGGAACUCAGCAUGGUUCCUCAAAGGACUCACCGAAUUCACCAAGGGGGCGUUUCUGUCGGCAUCUAAGAACUUUGUUGAGAAAGACCUGGAGGUGUCGAUGGCAGGCCGAUCCUUCAUGAUCACUGGAGCGAACAGUGGAAUCGGGAAAGCAACCGCCAUGGCCAUCGCCAAGAAAGGUGGUACAAUCCACAUGGUCUGCAGGAACAAGGACAAGGCAGAAGAAGCCAGAGCGGAGAUUGUCAAAGAGUCUGGAAACAAAGAAAUCUAUGUGCAUCUUUUGGAUCUGACCGAGACCAAAAAGGUGUGGGAGUUUGCGGAGUCCUUUAAGAAAAAAUACAAAACUCUCAACGUCCUGAUCAAUAACGCCGGCUGUAUGAUGACUAAGAGGGAGGUGAACGGAGAGGAUUUGGAGAAAAGCUUCGCCAGCAACUCUCUAGCCGUGUACAUCCUCAUCAAAAGCCUCAUUCCUCUGCUGGAGAAGAGCCCUGACCCCAGAGUGAUAACAGUCUCAUCCGGUGGGAUGCUGGUGCAGAAACUGCGAACCGGAAACCUGCAGUCUCAGAGGGGCAGAUAUGACGGCACUAUGGUGUACGCACAGAACAAGAGGCAGCAGGUGGUGAUGACGGAGCAAUUUGCUAAAGCUCAUCCCAACAUCCACUUCUCCGUAAUGCACCCCGGAUGGGUCGACACGCCAACCAUAGCGAACGCGAUGCCUGAUUUCCACAGCUCUAUGAAGGAGCGUUUGCGGACACCGGAGCAAGGGGCCGAUACGGUCGUGUGGCUCGCUGUGUCCGAGGCGGCCGUCAAGAGUGCCAGCGGGAGUUUUUUUCAGGAUCGGCAGAUGGUCUCGGCUCAUCUUCCCUUGGCCUGGACACACAGUUCACAGCUGGAAGAUCAGAAAUUCAUGAGCGUCAUGGAGGAUCUGGCCAAGGGCUUCCAGCCUCACUAAAUACACUCGCAUUUAACGACUGCAACACAAAUAAAUGUAGGACACUAACAUCGUUAACUGUUUAGACACAUUAUUCUCACUCGUAAAAGUAGUGUGAAUGUACUCACCAUAACUUUUAGCUGUAGAUUAAAAUGUCCUCCUGAGCUCUGAAAGACUGUUAUGCUCAAUAAAUGCUUAAAUACGUUUAAGUCUUUUACCACAGUGACUACUUCCUGUUUCUUCCUGUUCUGCUUCCUUGUACAUUUCAAUUCUCUCCUAUCAUUGGUCACGGCAGACGCAGGAUUCGUUCUUUUUCGACAGCUUGUUCUGAAACCAUGUGAUCAAUCUCAGCCAAUCGCAGUGCGUUCUCACUCUCACUGUGUGACUGUCGGUGACUCCAACGAAUCAGGUCAAUCGGGUGGGAACCCGCUCUGACCGGAGUCACCCCAGCUGUCAAUCACUCACUCACGGCCAAUCAUGUGGUGAAGCACAGGAAAGUGUGGGAAAGGACAUUUCCUGCUUUUGGGGGCCUUUGAUUGGACGUUUCUUUGGUUUGAGUGUGUCACCUGAUGUUCCAGAGAACGAGGAAGUGGUGUGUAGUUUUUUUUGUUUAUUUGUUCUGACAAUAAUGUAUGAUUACAUUCCUACAUAUAUAGGCUGUGUUAAUAACCAUUUAAUUAUGACAUGACUGUAAUUUCACACGUUUUCAACCAAUAUUAAUAAAUAUCUCUGAAGGUGUGACGGUGUAUGUGGGAAAUCAAAGCAAAUGCAUAUUAUUUUUUUCAUGUCUUUUCCAUCACUUUUAGGAGUUCAGGAGGAUUCACCCAAGAAACGUACAAAUAAAAAAUAAACAAUGCAUGCAAUUCAAAUGACUUGGAAAAACUAUACCUUGCAUGUGAGAUACAGCUUAGAACUUUAUUGUAAUAUUUCGUUCAAUCUCUGGGCAGAAACUACCAGUCAGCAUCAGGAAUUGUGUCAGUAUUCAUUUUAGCGGCAAGAGAUUUUCGUAUGAAAAAUACAGAUGUUUGAGCGUUCCAGCACAGAAGCUCAACUUUGUACACAUAGAGAGAAUAAUACUUAAGUACUACUGAAGUAAAGCAAGUCUUAGAAAAAAGAACAUAGAAAAACAGGUCUCAAAGUCAUUUAGAGUUAUUUACAGUUUUAGAGUUCGAGCAUUAGAAGCGUGAUGAAAUUUACAGUGAUUUCAAUGUCUGAAGAUAAAGAACACAAGUUUUUCAACUUUACAUGAUGGUUAAACUGAACUGUGAUCUCUGCAAAACGGUGUGACUCUGAAGUGUCAUUUUCAGUAAAAUCUGUUAAAGA
Messenger RNA from Pimephales promelas (fathead minnow), 2298 nucleotides. It is a transcript of the gene dhrs12la, whose product is annotated as dehydrogenase/reductase 12-like a. NCBI's taxonomy places the organism in Eukaryota, Metazoa, Chordata, Actinopteri, Cypriniformes, Leuciscidae. The record is from RefSeq and is a predicted model, not a curated record.